AUGGACGAAGAAGGCCAACUGCUACAGCCUCAAGACCAGAGCUGCUGGGCCACUCUGCCUGAUGUGUGUCUUCGUCGUGUUUUCUGGUGGCUAGGAGACAGGGACAGGUCCAGGGCGGCCCUCGUCUGCAGAAAAUGGAACCAGAUAAUGUAUUCAGCUGACCUCUGGCGAUACAGGACCAUCACGUUCAGUGGGAGACCUUCCAGGGUACACGCGUCUGAAUUCGAGUCGGCUCUUUGGUAUGUCAAGAAAUUUGGUCGUUAUCUGGAGCACCUGGAGAUCAAAUUCCUGAAUCCUUACAAUGCUGUCCUGACCAAGAAGUUCCAGGUCACCAUGCGAGGCCUUCUCUCGUGUCUGGGCAAGAGUAACAACCGUCUCAGAUCUCUGUCCAUCCAGCACCUGGAACUGGACCGCCUGGUCUGGAGGAACAGCAUCCGGAGCUCAUUCAUGAAAAGCUUGAGCUUCUUCUUGAAGAAAAUGGGCAAACACCUGGAUUAUCUCAACCUGAAAGGGGCCAGGCUCACCGUGGAGCAGGGCUGCCACGUCCUCAACUCCCUGAGCUACUUAAGGAGCGAGAGCGUGGUGUCGGAGCUCAACAUCGAGGACUACUUCAGCCACCACCUCGCCGUCUACAGCAGCCCCCAGUUCAACAAGACCAUGGCCACGUUCCGCCGCCUGGCGUCCUUGACCCUCAACUACAACUGCAUCUCCGACGAGCUGCUGGAGAACUUGUGUGAGAACAAUGCCAGCACCCUCUGGACCAUGAACAUCAAGUGCCACGUUCAUGACCCCCACGGGCAGGUCAUUUGGGGCAUGUCCUGGGCCAAGCUGGCCAGGCACGCCCCCAACCUGAAGGUCAACUUCUUCUUUGAACGAGUCAUGAAGUACGAGCGCUUGGCCCGAAUCCUCCUGCAGGAGAUUCCGGUCAGGAGCAUCAGUCUGAGAAGCUGCUAUUUCAGCGACCCAGAUUGGUCCAUGAGGCCCACCCUGACGGAGCUCCUGCCCACCUUCCGGCACACUCUGCAGAAACUGACUUUCGAGUUUAACAACAACCAUGAGUCUCUGGACGAGGAGCUGCACCUCCUCAUCUUGUCCUGCAGGAAGCUGUUUUACUUCAAAAUCUGGGCUUUCCUUGAUGUUAAGUUUGUGGAGAGGAUCCUGAAGAGUCAGGAAGAAGGCCAGUGUGCCCUGCGCACACUCAAGGUGAGAAUUUACACAAACAGAUAUGAGACGAAUGAAGAGGACAGAACACUGCGGGAAAUUUACAGGAAGUACAGAAAGAUGAUCGACUCAGAGCUCAACUAUUUUGUCAUCGCUUACCCCAUGAUGUGACAAGCGCCCUCCAGCUCUCGGGAGGAAGAGAGCCAGGAGCACUCUGAAGGUGACAAUGCAGUCCUCAGAGAACGGCCCCUGGGGCACCCCCUACCCUCACCCCUUUUUCUUCUCUCUCUCCUUGUUGCCAGUUUCACACCAACAUGGCACCCCAGCUUCUGCUGGGACACUGGUCAUGUGGAGAUCCUGACUGACUUUAAAGUGCUGUCUUUCCCAGCU
Messenger RNA from Phacochoerus africanus (Common warthog), 1551 nucleotides. It is a transcript of the gene FBXO39, whose product is annotated as F-box protein 39. The record is from RefSeq and is a predicted model, not a curated record. The transcript has 3 exons. Gene Ontology annotation, molecular function: protein binding. NCBI's taxonomy places the organism in Eukaryota, Metazoa, Chordata, Mammalia, Artiodactyla, Suidae. Bases 1 to 1332 code for a protein of 443 amino acids.